This is a messenger RNA of Fusarium redolens, 231 nucleotides long. RefSeq lists its product as uncharacterized. The coding region runs from base 1 to 231 and encodes 76 amino acids. The record is from RefSeq and is a predicted model, not a curated record. The transcript is spliced from 2 exons. NCBI's taxonomy places the organism in Eukaryota, Fungi, Ascomycota, Sordariomycetes, Hypocreales, Nectriaceae.
AUGGCUGAGGUCGAUAGCAAGAGGUGGGGCCGUGUUCAUGACAGUGAGAAUGCUACGCUCAAGCAGAAGGUUAAAGCGCAGAAUUUUGCCCUCAAUGAGGAGAAGGAUGCCAACAAGCAGCUCAAGUCUGACAUGGCCAGCAUGAUGCGUCGACUUGUCGCAAUCGAGACCGUCGUUCACCCGGCCAUGUGCGAGGAGGCUGAGCAGAAGCUGGGAGAGUUGGGCUUCUAG